AUCUGAACAAAAAAAUCGUUUUAUUUUGUUCCUCUUGCUCUCAAACGGUAUCGCGCGUCAAAGAAAGGAAAACAAUAGCGACGAGUGAGCGCAAGCAAUUGCAAAAUAAGCUUCUUCUUACUCGCACCCACUCCUAGGGCUCGACUCGCGCCUGCUCACUAUUGGCUAUUCAUCCCGUCCAGGGCUCGAAGGUGACGACGACGACAACGGGGGAGAGCUUUAUUGUAUUACUCCACUUACACACUCUUGAAAAAUUGUUACUGCACACAUAUUUCACUCUUCACAGUCGCAUAAAUCGAAUCAUCAUUGAGAUCACACAGAAAACCCACUCAUGGCGCAAGUGAGUGAGCAGGAUGGAUGGAUGGAUGGAGAGCUCAAGCAGCUGCAGACGCGCGUUCAAGACAAUCACAGCUUGCUGUGAUGCAGCGGCAGCAGAGCACUAGCAAAGGCAAGCAACUAAGCACUUCUAGGAUUGAUCAGGAGGGAGGAUGAUGCGGGGGAGGACUCCGGAGAGCCUACUCCGAACGCGAACAGAGAAAAGAGCGAACACAAAACACAAUAACAAUUUUUGGUUGGAUAGUUGUCAUUGAAAAGACACGCCUCUCGAGUGUCCUGAUAAGGGCACUCGAAAACCAAUCGGAUGGUUAAUAAGAGUGGUGCGAGAGUAGGCCGAGAGAGCUCUCGAUGGUGCGGAGAGAGAGAUUGUGUGUGCUGCUGUGUUGGUUAACGGUACGAGCGAACGCUAGCGCAGAUAGAAUUUUGAUAAAUGAGAGAGAUGGCGCAUUGAUGAAAAGAAAGGCAAAGCGAGAUGACUGAUGUUGCAUGGGGCGGAGCAUACACUCGGUUGUGUGCGUGAGUUUGAUCGCAAUGGAUUCUCUUGGUGUCUUACCGCAAUGGUAUGAAUGAAACAGAGAGAAAUCGGAAAAGGUACAAUGCUGGAGUUUGGAUCAUCUAUUACAAAUGUGCUGGUUUGAAGCUGUAAAUCACGCGGUAGAGAUGGCUUCUCGUAAGUUGGUUUCUUUUUGCGUGACAGACAACUGCACGGGUGAGAGCAGGAUCGAUACAGCAGUGAAACAGGAACGAACAUCAGUAAGCUUGUGUUUUCUUCACUUCCCUUUAAGAGCAUGGUAUAGAGUUUGUAGAGGGCUAUCAGAUGCAAUGGAAAAAAGCAUACUCGUCAGUAUAUUGUAGACCUCUUAAUACAUUUGACGGAUCCGUGUCGAGUGGAGUAUUUUCGCGCUCUCUCACAGUGUGUAGCGGAGUGUGUUGUUACCAACCCUGGCUUGCUGAGCUUCUACAGCUCUGUGGAGUGUGUUCUGAGUUGUUCUCGGCGGGUCUUGAGUUGUCGUGAAACGCCGUGAAUCGAGUUCGAGUCUCGUGUUUAGUGUCGCGCGCGCGUGUCGUUGUGCAGUGCCUCCUAAAGAAGAGUGGCCCAUUAUCAUCCAUCAAUCGGUUAUUUAUUGUUAUUAUUGCCACUAGAUUGCAAUUGCCCAAGAGUCAAAGAGCAAUCCGGUCGUCACACGCGCGGGGGACUUUCUGGAGUGGAAGACUUAAGCUCAAGUGCUGAAUUAUCGUAACUCUUCGUAGUGAAUGUGUUUGUGGUGCGGUGCUCCCCGGUGUAUUUGUCCAUUUAUUAUCACGGAAGGAUCCUUGAUUGAUACUUUAGCGGCAAGAGCAACAGUACUCGUGGCCAGUGUUUGCUUGUUUUAUGUUUCCUGAAAUAUGGUCUCAGCAGCGUCUGAGUAGUUGCCCCAGUUUUAAGGAUUACCAAGUCAAGGUCGAUCCUUCAGUUUCAAGUGCUCGUGAUUCCUGAACUUCCCAAACUUGAACCCGAUGACUUCCAAAAACGAUUAAGGACCAUUUGAGACAUGAACCGACAGUGAAUGUGUGAUGCUUAGUUCAGUCUGAAAGGUUUCCGGUACAUUUUUGAUGGUGAAAGCGUUUCCGUAGAGUAGCUGAACGUAUCUCUAGUGUGUGUGUUAGUGUGCUCCAGUGUUGUACAUGUCCACCACACUUUCCAGUGUAUCUGGAGUGUAUCCAGAAGAUUCUGAGCAAGAGCAUGGACUGUUACCCGAUUUGAAUGGUGUGGAUCUGGUUAUGAGCUUAUCGCCGAAAGGAAACCAUCAUCAUCACCAUUUGACCAGUCUACAGCACCUGCAGAACCUUCAGCACAAUUCUCUACACAGCCAUUCGACGCCCUUUAGCGUCAGCGACAUCCUGAGUCCCAUCGAAGAGUACCGCAAGCUGGAACUCAGCGCCAACCCACCGUCUCCUUAUAGCGGCGGGAGCAGCGUUAACUCGCCCAGCGGUCUCGGUUCCAACACAGUGUCGUCGGUGUCGGCAGCCGCCGCCGCAAGCAGUAUGGCCAAUCCGUACCACGCCAUGGCACCGCUGUAUCACAGCCCGGGUGUGCAAAGCUACUGUGGUCCGACCGACAACCUGUCGCUGGCGGGCCACUACACCGAUAUGCGUAACUCGGCCGCCGGCUGGUACGGGUCCACGGCUAGCGAUCCCAGAUUUGCGAUAUCCCGGUUGAUGGGUGGUUCGGCGGGUGGCACCAUGGGGCAUGCUAUGUCCAACAUGGGCAGCCUGGCGGCGUGUAGUAUGACGGACACGAAACCAAUGCAGUUCCCGCUGGCCCAGCGACGGAAACGGCGGGUGCUCUUCACGCAACAUCAGGUGUUCGAGCUGGAGCGACGAUUUAAGCAACAAAAGUACCUGUCAGCGCCCGAACGGGAACACCUAGCCAGUAUAAUAAGCCUCACACCCACCCAGGUUAAGAUAUGGUUUCAGAAUCAUCGAUACAAAUGCAAACGGCAAGCGAAGGAGAAAGCCAUGGCAGAGCAGAACCAGCAUAAUCAGUCAGCCAGCUCACCACGACGUGUGGCCGUACCAGUACUAGUUAAAGAUGGCAAGCCGUGUUCCGGCGGCUCUAAUUCCAGCGCUUCUGCUCAACAGCAGCAACAACAGCAACAGCAGCAGGGUGGUGGCCAACAGCAGCAACAAAUCAGCGGCAGCAAUAAUUCCCUAACGUCCAGCGGUGGUGGCGGGAGUGGCGGUGGAGGUGGAGGAGGCGGCGGCUCUUCAGUGGUUCUAACCAGUGAUUCCAACCAAACCCACUCACCGGACACGCCCACCACGACGCUCCUGUCGUCGUACCAGGGCAGCCACAACGUGACCGGCCAGAUGCUGCAGCAGCCGUGCAAUAACAGUCUCAUGUCCAACAGCCUGGCCAUGGCGUACCGGAACCAGAACAACUUCAUGGCCAACAGUCAUCAGCAGCAGUGCGGCAGCUACCUGCCGCUGCAAACCCGAGCCUGGUAAUAUUAGGUGAUAUGUUAGGUUUUUACUCUGCUUGUUUUAGGCGGUCGUUGGCCGAGAAGUAGUUUUGGUUUUGUCGGGGUUUUGAACAAGUCAGCCAUAAAACCAAAACUGCUUCCCAAGCGUCCGUACAAAGGGUGUUCGAUCGUUCUUUUGUUCUCCUUGAAAACCUGCGAGGAGCUAAGGACAGCCCGUGUCCACUGUUAGCCCUCGAGAUAGCUCGUUUUACUUAAUUUUAUAUUAAAUUAAUAUAUAUUUUAGCUAAGCUGUAGAUUUGGUUUUCCCGCGGGAGGGAGAAGCGAAAUACUUACUAAAAAGUAGUAGAAGAAAAAGUAAUCAAACUGUAAAUAUACACUUACACAUAAUUAGCCAAUAAGACAAAGUUUUCGAGUGCAUCUGCGUUGGGCGCUAUAUUGUGACGACGACCAUGGGUCACCAGUCAGUGUCACCGUUGUAGCAAAUAGGACACUACGAAGAUGAUCCACUAAUGGAAGGGAAACCAAUGGAUUUGAACUUUGAGUACAAUUGUUACAGAUUAUUAAUCGUGUAAAAAAGAGAGAAGAACACUUGUGACAAACACCAACCGGCCGCGUACAUCGACAAAAUUGCAAUAAAAUUGUAUCUUGUUUUUUUGUUUAGUUCCGAGUUUCCGUUGAAAAAUUAUGUCCUAACAUCAGUGUUGGAUUCACUUUUUGAACAUACGUAGAGUAUAACACUGAAACCAAUAAUCUGAAAAUUUUUAAAUUCAAUCAUGUUUAAUUAAUUCUACUCACAUUCACAAAAAAAACGACAUCGAUGAAAAUGAGUACAUACACCAAUCAAGAAAUCAGCACAGCAGCGCACCGACAAAAAUUAUCUCAAUUUAAUUAAAGUGUAAAUAGCUUUGAACCCAACCGUCAGUGCAGCUCCGCAACAGCGAAAGAGUGGCAUCGAACCCAAAACCAGGAAUCCGCGAAAGACAAAAUGUAUAAUGCAAUUAAAUCCAAUGGCCGCAAAAUUCAAAAUUAUUUCGACCCCAUCAACCAGAAAUCGAAUUGGUUAGCGCAAUCGAAAAUAACGAGAUGACUCGGGACGGGACAAAAGUCCGGGCUCAGAUCACUGCAGCACAUUUGUACAUAUAGGUACCAAUUCACAAAAAAAAAACGAUUUUCUUUUUGCGCAGCAAGUGAAUCGGCGAAAAAAGCAAAUGAAAAUAUUUUAAAUAUCGAAUAUUUAUCUCAUCAUCACCCCACCCACCCCGCAUUCCUUCUCAUUCAGCUGUGAAUAUGCAUACCAACACACCCACACACACACACACACGCUCACACCUGACCAGUUUGGAUCAGAACGAACGGAUUAUGUCACUCAACAACAAACUGCUGCAUAUGCAAAUAAGCGAAACGCAAGUGUAAUAAUCAUGAUAUUAAAAAAAGAAACAAAGGAAUAGCAGAAAAAUAAGGCUUUUUUGUCCGAGCAAAGUAUCAGAAAAUUUUAACACAAACGAACAACAAAGGUAUGCUAAAUAAAACAAAGUAUGAAGGUUAUUUAAUUUAAUUAUUAUUCUAUAAGAAGUAAUAAAAGUAGUGAAAAUACAUGACAGGUAUCAUUGGUAGCAGCAACACAUUGCAGCAAAUCAUCCAGUUGAGCAGAAACCACUCGACUAACUAAUGGAAAUCGCCUCAAUGCGCAGAAAGCGUUUGCGGUGACCAAGUUUGUAUUAAAUUUGAAAAAAAAAGAUAUAGAAUGUGGUAACUAAAACAAAAUGGCGAAAAGAAAUGAAAUAAAUAUCAAUAUGAAAAU
This is a messenger RNA of Aedes albopictus (Asian tiger mosquito), 5100 nucleotides long. It is a transcript of the gene scro, whose product is annotated as homeobox protein Nkx-2.4. Bases 2002 to 3324 code for a protein of 440 amino acids. Gene Ontology annotation, cellular component: nucleus. The record is from RefSeq and is a predicted model, not a curated record. Gene Ontology annotation, biological process: cell differentiation; regulation of transcription by RNA polymerase II. Lineage: Eukaryota; Metazoa; Arthropoda; Insecta; Diptera; Culicidae. Gene Ontology annotation, molecular function: RNA polymerase II cis-regulatory region sequence-specific DNA binding; DNA-binding transcription factor activity, RNA polymerase II-specific. The transcript has 6 exons.